Molecule: messenger RNA, 2582 nt
Organism: Nezara viridula (southern green stink bug)
Lineage: Eukaryota; Metazoa; Arthropoda; Insecta; Hemiptera; Pentatomidae
Source: the annotation of a GenBank genome assembly
GUUACCUUCCUGUCAAUAAUAAUAAAACAGUUUAUUUUACACAAUGUCAAUAUUAUAAUUGUACUGGCCUACUAAUUAAAUCAAAUUGAGACCAUGGGUCUUCCAUUUUUAUUAAAACAACACCAAUCGUUUUUGUUCAGCCUGCUACUUGGGGUUUUUAUUAGUUAUUCCAUAACGUUAUACUCCAAUUUAAGUAGUGAUUGUUUUUCAACUGAUUAUUAUGCACAACCGAUUAAUUUAGUGAAUGUGCAAAGUGAUGAAUAUGAACCUCAUAUUAAUCUCGCCGGGAAACCACAGAAGGCAAAAAAAGUUCCUCAAAACCUAAUCAGACCGAGGUAUUACUCUUCUGAACUUGGUAUUAAGGAGAAGCUUUUCAUCGGAAUCCUGACCAGUGAACAAACUGUUAGCACACUGGCUGUUGCAUUAAAUAAAACUACUUCACAUCUUGUCAAUAAAUUGAUGUUUUUCAUGGAUGCUGCUGGAGCUGAAAAAGCUAAUGUGAUAACAUUGAAGUUACCAGGCAUUGUUGGGUUUGUUGAUACUAGAGAAAUUUUAAAACCAUUUCAUAUGUUAAAAUAUUUAACUGACAAUUUCUUAGAAGAAUAUGAUUUCUUUUUUUUAACUCGAGACACAAGCUAUAUUAACGCUAAGCAUUUAAUGAAUAUUGUCAAGAAAAUAAGUGUUAGUCAAGAAGUUCAUCUUGGUGGAAUGUCGAAGAAAGAUGCACCUACUUAUUGCACUCUUGAUGGAGGUAUAUUACUCAGCAAUAAUGUGCUGAAAAAGAUACAAUCUUCUUUAGAUUGGUGUGUGAAAAACGCAUUUUCAGAUGCCGAUGAUGAUAAUGUUGGUAGAUGCAUUCUGCAUGCUUCUCAAUUGCCAUGCCAAUCUACUUUCCAAAAUUUAAAUCUUAUGAGUGUUGAGUUAACAGAAACUGAUAAGCAAAAUGUUGAAUCGGAAAAUCUUCCAGCAGCAGUGACAUAUUAUCAAGUAACUGAGCCAAAUCUUUUUUAUAGACUUCAUCUUCAUCUAGCAAAGAGCUACCUGGAAAUACAAAAAGCUUUAAUAGCAGAACUUAAAGAAUCGUUGGAUAUAAGUGAUUUAGCUUGGCCGCCAGGUAGUUACCCUCCAAAAAAACCUCAAAGUAGGUUUGAUCUUCUCUCCUGGCAAUAUUUCGAUGAUAAGAACAUGUAUCUUACAUCUGAUUUCAUUAAUUUGAAACCUCUUGGAGGAGCAGAUCUUCUUGACGUUUAUAACGUAAAAAAUAGAUCUAUACAGUGGUUAACCCAGAAAUAUGUUGGAAGUAUACAAUUCAGAAGACUUGUUAACGGUUACAGACGAUUUGAUCCUUCCCGGGGUCUGGAUUACAUUUUAGAUUUGGCUUUUAAGGACUCCACCGGAAAGGAGACUAUCAAGAGAGUAGAAGUUACAAAAACUCUAGGCAGAGUAGAAAUGUUGCAAAUGCCAUAUGUUACUGAAAAUUCAAGAGUGUACAUGCUUCUCCCUACUUUGGAAAUGGAUAAAACUAUGGCAAGUGAGUUCAUGAAGCAGUAUGCUCAGACCUGUUCACAAUCGGACCUCAGUUUUCUUAUGUUGGUGUUGCUUUAUGAACCUAAUGCCCCAGGAAAAGGGCAUGUUGCAGACGUUUUUAAAGAUAUUAAAGAGCUCACUUUGAAAUUAAGCUCAAAAUAUCACAAAGAUUGUAAAAUUACUUGGAUAUCAAUAAGGGUCCCAGAUGUUGGUGGAGGACCUCCAAUGUUAGAUUACCUACUCCACUUCGCUAUUUUAGAUCUUGCUAGCAAGAAGCUGGCUCCUGAUUCUUUGGUUCUAAUGACAGAACCGAAUAUGGAAAUUCGAACUGAUUAUUUAAACAGGGUCAGAAUGAGUACUAUUUAUGGAAAACAAGUUUACAGUCCAAUACCAUUCUCCGAGUUCUAUCCUCCAAUAGCAUACAGAAAUACUGAGAAAAAGUCUGUCCUUGAAAUACAUAAGAACACUGGACGAUUUGAUUUAGAAAACUUGCGACAUAUAUCUUUCUAUCUUGCUGAUUAUUUGGAAGGUCGCAAAUUAAUGACCCAUUUGCCAGUAGUGUCAAUGGACAAAGACAUUAGGCAGUUGUACUCUUCGCAAGAUGCUGGAGAUGACAAACCAACUAACUUGCUUGACAUGCUGACCAGGCAAGGCUUGAGUAUAAUUAGAGCAGUAGACCCUGCGUUACGGCUAAGAAGAAGAAACUGUAUGCCAGCCACUCCUUUCCUGCGCCCAACACAAUACAACCCAUGUGAUUCUCCACUUGCAACUAGGGCCCAACUUGGUCAGCUUGUUCUAGAUUUAACUGGAAACAAGUCAAGUAGUUCUCUUAGGCACAAGUAGGACAAGAGUCUGCAGUAGUUACAAUUUUAUAAACCAAAAGGGUGCUUUUUGUGAUAUUUUGUAAAUAAGGCUCAUUUAAAUUAGUUCAUAAUUAAAUUAAAAAUACUUAUAGAAAUGAUCUUGUGAAAAAUAUUUUAUACUGUAAUUUAUAAUAUUGCUUAGCAAUAAUUUUGUAUGUAUAUAUAUUUUUAUAAUUAUAAACUUCAACCAGU